AUGGCGACCGCUUCCUCUACACAAACCCCCGCGCAGCCCAAGGGCGGCGUUGGCGCCUACAAGGAACUGGCCCCCGGCCAAUUUGACAAGGAAAACGAGCUGAAGGGUACGGCCAAUUUCGCCGCAGCGACAUAUCCUCAUUAUCUGCCGGUGUGGGACAAUGAGAAAGGAGAAAAAUACCCUCCUCUCGAGCCGUUCGAGCAUUAUGAACACGGAAAAGAUGCCGACCCGUCCUUCCCCAACCUGUUGAAGGAGGGAAGCCACCUGGAAAACAUCACCGCGUCCAUCGGGGCCGAAGUGACGGGCGUCCAGCUGUCACAGUUGGACAACAAGGGCAAAGACGAGCUGGCUCUGUUGGUGGCCCAGAGAAAGGUGGUUGCCUUCCGAGACCAGGACUUCGCCUCCCUUCCCAUCGAAAAGGCGCUGGAGUUUGGCCGAUACUUUGGCCGUCUGCACAUCCACCCGACCAGUGGCGCUCCCGCCGCAUAUCCCGAAGUCCACCUGGUGCACCGCGGGGCCGACGACCACUCGUUCUUAGACUUCCUCGACAGCCGAACCAACUCGAUCGCCUGGCACAGCGACGUCACCUAUGAGAACCAGCCGCCGGGGACGACGUUCCUGUAUGCGCUCGACGUGCCCUCCGCUGGCGGCGACACUCUCUUCGUCAACCAGGCAAAGGCAUAUGAACGACUGUCUCCCGCUUUCCGCGAGCGUCUCGCCGGUCUCCAGGCCGUCCAUUCGGGAUACGAACAAGCCACGAGCGCCAUUAACAGGGGCAGCACUGUGCGGCGAAACCCCGUCUCCUCCAUCCAUCCUAUCGUGAGAACUCACCCAGCCACGGGGGAAAAGGCUCUGUUCGUCAACCCCCAGUUCACCCGCUACAUUGUCGGCUUUAAACAAGAGGAGAGCGACUAUCUCCUCAAGUUUUUGUACGACCACAUCGCCUUGAGUCAAGACCUGCAAGCCAGAGUUAGAUGGAAGCCCAACACCGUCGUCGUUUGGGACAACCGCGUGACAGCGCACUCUGCCACCAUCGACUGGGAGGAUGGCCAGCGACGACACAUUGCCCGCAUCACUCCACAGGCCGAGCGUCCCACCGAGUGA
Messenger RNA from Capronia epimyces CBS 606.96, 1104 nucleotides. RefSeq names its product taurine dioxygenase. The record is from RefSeq and is a predicted model, not a curated record. Gene Ontology annotation, cellular component: cytoplasm. Lineage: Eukaryota; Fungi; Ascomycota; Eurotiomycetes; Chaetothyriales; Herpotrichiellaceae. The transcript has 6 exons. The coding region runs from base 1 to 1104 and encodes 367 amino acids. Gene Ontology annotation, molecular function: 2-oxoglutarate-dependent dioxygenase activity.